AUGCCUGCAGCAAACCAUGCCAGCCAUCACCAGCACCGUCACAAGCCUGGGCCAAAUCCUACCAUCGCUCAAGUUGCCAGCUUCAUAAAAGCCCUCUUCCCCGUCCGCAAUGGCGACGUAGCUUUUGCCUAUCACAGCCCAAGGAUACGCCGCGGUUCGUCCAAGAACUUUACCUUUCUCGACCCGCUGCACAACCGCGCCCCAGCAUCGCGCGUCGUCCUAUCAAUCACCCCGACUCGAGGAUUCUACCAUGCCCUCGACGACGACCAUCACCACCACUUUACUGAAGAUGGGAACGCAGCGAAUGCGCACGAGGCCAAGGGAAAACCCGGCUUGCAGACGCCGCUCGCGUUCCUCCAUCGCCCAUGGGCCCUAGACCGUCGGCGCAUGCCCCGACGCGCGACGGUGCUGGCGAACCACAAGGGCUUCGAUGAGGUGCUGACCGUCGGGAACAAUGUGGCCCUGGGCAAGCGGCUGGGGAUGGACGUGGACAACUCCGUUGAGUUUGGCGCGUUUGAGGGUAUAAACACACCGAUCCGGGUGAUCACCAUCAUGAACGCCUUCCAUCCGGCCGAAGUUGAGCAAGUUGAGACUAUUGCGGGAGAAUUGAUAUCCUCGUCAUUGAACUCUAUUUGUUCACAGGUACUCUAUCUGACUGGGGCUGUCCGCGAGCUUGGACUCCAGGCUGCUCGACAGCGUGGAAUGGCCGUUGUUUGCGUCGGUCAUCGGACGUGUGAGAAGUGGGGGAUUCGUCACCUGGCGCGGCUCCUGCGAGAACAGUGGCCUGAGCUGAAAGUGGAUGAAGUACUGGAGGAUGAAAACGACGUGCCCAGCGCCACAGGAGAGGCGGCGGAGGCUAAUGACACCGACGGGAGAAUCUGAUUCUAUGCCCAGCUCCCCGGAGAACAACUGGCGGUCAUGUUAUCGUCAUCCAUAGUCACGAAUAUUG
Molecule: messenger RNA, 949 nt
Organism: Microdochium trichocladiopsis
Lineage: Eukaryota; Fungi; Ascomycota; Sordariomycetes; Xylariales; Microdochiaceae
Exons: 4
Coding region: 1-882 (293 amino acids)
Source: RefSeq, a predicted model, not a curated record